CCAUGAGGCCUUCCGUGACACCGAGCGCCUUCCUGCUGGCCUUCACGCUGCUGGGCACCCUGCUGGGUCUCGGUAAGUGACCAGAGGCGAGGUGGGCAGGGCCUCCGGGCCCACGUGCAGCGGGAAGAUGAAGACUUGCGAGGCCGGCAAGGACGCCUGCGUGGCCAUCGUGGGGGAGUCGAGCACCAAGGGCCACCACUCCGUGAACAGCUACAAGGCCUGCAUGAAGUUCAGCGACUGCUACUCGGGUUUCGUGUCCACCACCAUGGGCCCCAAGGACUACAUGGUGUCCAACACGCACUGCUGCCAGAGUGACGGCUGCAAUCAGGGCUCGGUGCCCCCUCCCCAGAACAACCGUACUGAGAAUGGCCUCCAGUGUCCCGCCUGCAUCGUACCCUUCCAGGAGACGUGCCCAGGGACCCAGGCAGCCCGCUGUGUCGGCCAGGAAACCCACUGCAUCUACUUCGCUGGCAAAGUGCAGGCUGGUAUCAUCAACACCAGGUUUGCCACUCGAGGCUGUGCCACAGAGAGUGCCUGCAAUACCAAGCCUGGCGCUGAGGUGCCCUCAGCCUCCUAUCUCUACUUCCUCCGCAGAGCAGACUGCCUUCCAGCCCCCCAGAUCUCUGGCAGGGGCGAGUGAAGAACUGAGGAAGGGGUGGCUUGAGGUCCCCAUCUGUCCUCAGCCUGCAGCUCCCUGUGUGCCUACAAUUAAACAGAUUAACUGAG
Messenger RNA from Myotis brandtii (Brandt's bat), 726 nucleotides. RefSeq names its product phospholipase A2 inhibitor and LY6/PLAUR domain containing (gene PINLYP). Bases 128 to 640 code for a protein of 170 amino acids. The record is from RefSeq and is a predicted model, not a curated record. NCBI's taxonomy places the organism in Eukaryota, Metazoa, Chordata, Mammalia, Chiroptera, Vespertilionidae. The transcript has 5 exons.